AUAAGGAGCUGGAGGGGGCGGGGCGAGGCUUGACCUGCGGCUGCACAUAAACUCAACCUGUACAUGUUGAGACUGAACUCUCUUUACCUUCAGCUGAGCGCUUCAGCUUCAGCAGACACCACUGGACACUACACACCAUUCUGCUGCUCUCAGAUUGAGUUUUGAGCAGUCAUGCAGGCCCACGAGCUGUUGAGCCAGCUGCGGAUCCCUGAACUGUCGGAGGUGAGGGAUUAUCUGCGCAGUUUCUCCACAAACACACUCCUCGGCAUGGGUGCCUUCACCGCCGUCACUGCAUACUGGUACGCCACGCGGCCCAAAGCCCUCCAAGCACCCUGUGACCUGCGCAUGCAGUCUAUAGAGCUUCCCGGUGGAGAGUUUGCUCGUCGAGGCGCAGUGUUAAACGGAGGACCACUGUUGAGCUUCUACUAUGAAGACGCCAAAACCAUGUAUGAGUGUUUCCACAGAGGCCUGAGGGAGUCAAAAAACGGUCCAUGCUUGGGAUCCAGAAAACCAAAGCAGCCUUAUGAAUGGCUUUCCUAUUCAGAGGUGAUCGAGCGAGCAGAGCAUUUAGGAUCAGCGUUUUUGCACAAAGGACACUCGAAAAGCGGAGACCCGUACAUCGGCAUCUUCUCCCAGAACAGACCAGAGUGGACGAUUGCGGAGCUGGCCUGUUACACAUACUCUCUGAUAUCAGUCCCGCUGUACGACACACUGGGCACUGAAGCCAUCAGCUACAUCCUGGACAAGACCUGUAUCUCCACGGUGGUGUGUGAUGUACCUGAGAAGGCUGGUCUGCUGCUGGAGUGUGUUUCUGGUCGUCAGCACAGUGUGAAAACCCUGAUCCUCAUGGCAGACGUGGACGCAGAUCUCCAGAGCCGAGCGCAGCAGUGCGGCAUACAGAUCAUGAGCCUGACAGAUGCAGAGAACAUGGGCAAAACUCACCGGCGGCAGCCUGAGCCUCCUCAGCCUGAUGACUUGGCUGUUAUUUGCUUUACUAGUGGAACCACAGGAAAUCCCAAAGGAGCCAUGCUCACACACAGGAACAUCGUGUCUAAUAUUUCUGCCUUCAUCCACGUCACUAAUUCCACGUGUCCUCUCAGCUCUCGGGACUCACACAUCUCCUACCUGCCACUGGCGCACAUGUUCGAAAGAGUCGUACAGGGUGUGGUUCUGCUUCACGGCGCGCGGAUCGGAUAUUUCCAGGGGGACAUUCGUGUUUUGAUGGAUGACCUGAUCGCUCUGAAGCCCACCAUAUUCCCUGUGGUGCCUCGUCUGCUGAACCGCAUGUUUGACAAGAUCUACGGUCAGGCAAACACUCCCCUGAAAAGACGCCUGCUGGAGUUCGCCUUCAGGAGGAAAGAGGCCGAGAUGAAGAGCGGCAUCAUGAGGAGAGACAGCAUCUGGGACAAGAUCAUCUUCAAGAAAGUGCAGGCCAGUGUUGGCGGCUGUGUGCGGAUGAUGGUCACUGGAGCCGCUCCAAUAUCAGAACCCGUCCUCACUUUCCUGAGAGCUGCUCUGGGCUGCCAGUUUUAUGAAGGAUACGGACAGACUGAGUGCACCGCCGGCAGCACAACCACAUUACCAGGAGACUGGACAGCAGGUCACGUCGGAGCUCCUCUGCCCUGUAAUGACAUCAAACUGGUGGAUGUGGCAGAGAUGAACUAUUACGCUGCUAACGGAGAAGGAGAGGUGUGUGUCCGGGGUCCCAAUGCUUUUAAAGGCUAUCUGAAAGACCCAGAGAAGACGAAAGAAGCUCUGGAUGAAGAAGGAUGGGUUCACACAGGAGACAUCGGACGCUGGCUGCCGAACGGCUCUUUGAAGAUCGUAGACCGUAAGAAGCACAUCUUCAAGCUGGCUCAGGGUGAAUACAUCGCUCCGGAGAAGAUCGAGAAUAUUUACAUCAGGAGUGAAGCUGUGGUGCAGGCCUUCGUGCAUGGAGACAGUCUGCAGGCGUGUCUGGUCGCCAUCAUUGUGCCAGAUCCAGACUUUCUACCCGGCUGGGCCAAGAAGAGAGGAAUAGAGGGAACAUAUGAGGAUCUGUGCAAAAACAAGGACAUAAAGAAAGCCAUUCUGGAGGACAUCAUCAAGCUGGGUAAAGAAAGCGGCCUGAAGUCUUUCGAGCAGGUGAAGGACAUCGCUCUGCACAGCGAGAUGUUCACCAUCCAGAACGGCCUGCUGACGCCAACGCUCAAAGCCAAGCGCGCAGACCUGAGGAACCACUUCAGGAGUCACAUCGACGAGCUCUACGCCAACAUCAAAAUGUAGAAAACACGCAACCAAACACUCGAGAGGAUCUGCGACGACACUCGAGGAAUACAAACACACCAAAAAUACUGCUUUAAGAGGGACACGAGAGGAAAAUCGGGUCAUUAAUAACUCACUAAUUAAAUCUGUAAGACCGUCGUUCAUCUUUAAAAUAAAAGUUAAGAUGUUAUAGAUGAAA
Danio rerio (zebrafish) is the source of this 2443-nucleotide messenger RNA. NCBI's taxonomy places the organism in Eukaryota, Metazoa, Chordata, Actinopteri, Cypriniformes, Danionidae. The record is from RefSeq and is a predicted model, not a curated record.